Molecule: messenger RNA, 1680 nt
Organism: Aspergillus brunneoviolaceus CBS 621.78
Lineage: Eukaryota; Fungi; Ascomycota; Eurotiomycetes; Eurotiales; Aspergillaceae
Product: glycoside hydrolase family 76 protein
Exons: 3
Coding region: 258-1640 (460 amino acids)
Biological process (GO): carbohydrate catabolic process; fungal-type cell wall biogenesis
Molecular function (GO): mannan endo-1,6-alpha-mannosidase activity
Source: RefSeq, a predicted model, not a curated record
CUCGUGGAUGCUGACGACUACUUAGUGACUAGACGAUGCUUUCUACGCGCCAGUGCCGGAGUGAUUCCAGGAAACCGGUCGAUGGUUGGGAGCUGUUUAGAGUUACUGGGAAAAAAGGCUUAUUUAGGUUGAUCGCCAGUUUUUCUGGCUAUCGAACUUCCUUCUGAAAUGGUUGUCGUUUUUGCUGGUGUUUGAUGCCCUAAGUUGGGAUAUUCAUGCUCGAUCAACGAGUGAUAGACGCUGGACGUUCUCCGACCAUGAAGAAUCUGUGGUCUUUUACCGCCUGGCCGGGGUGCUUGCUGAUUGUUCUUGCUAUUGUUCACGGCACGCGAGCAAUAGAUAUCGAAGUUAGCAGUGAGCAAUCCAUCAAAGAUGCCGCCAGCACCGCCGCGUACGGGUUGAUGUCCUACUACCAUGGCAACGAGUCAGGCCACAUACCAGGGAAGCUCGAUGAUACGUGGUGGGAGGGCGGUGCCAUGUUCAUGGCUCUCAUUCUGUAUUAUCACUAUACCAGUGAUAGCACCUACAACAAGGAGGUGAUCCAAGGAAUGCAGUGGCAAGCAGGAGAUUGCGAUUAUAUGCCAUCCAACUAUAGCAGCUGGCUGGGAAACGAUGAUCAGAUGUUCUGGGGUCUGGCGGCGAUGACGGCGGCGGAGCUCAACUUCCCCAACUCGGACGACGGAUACUCGUGGCUGGCGCUGGCGCAGGGGGUUUUCAACACCCAAGUCGCGCGAUGGGAUACCACCUCGUGCGACGGGGGGAUGCGGUGGCAGAUGUGGUCCUACGAAAGCGGGUAUACAAUGAAGAACACGAUCUCGAACGCGGGUCUAUUUCAGCUCUCCGCGCGGCUGGCUCGCUACACCAGCAACCAGACGUACUAUCAAUGGGCGGAGAAGAUCUGGGACUGGUCCGCGUCGACGCCGCUACUCAGCAACUCGACCUGGAACGUUGCCGACUCCACGGAGACGACCAACGACUGCAGCACCCAGGGCGACAACCAGUGGACCUACAACUACGGGGCCUUUCUUGGGGGCGCGGCGUACAUGUACAACUACACCAACGGCACCAGCCGCAGCAAGUGGCAGACGGCCGUCAACGGCCUGCUGAACGUGACAUUCGAUACCUUCUUCCCGACCAAGUACGGCGGCAACGUCAUGUCGGAGAUCACCUGCGAGCCCACCGAGGUGUGCAACCGCGACGAGAUCAUCUUCAAAGGCCUUCUAUCCAACUGGCUCGCCUUCACCGCCAUGCUCGUGCCCUCGACCUACAGCCGCAUACUGCCCAAGCUGCAGGGCUCCGCCGAGGGCGCCGCCGCGUCUUGCACGGGAUACUCCAACAGCUCCUGCGGCGUCCGCUGGAACUCCACCUGGGACGGCUGGUCCGGCCUGGAGGAGCAGAUGAGCGUCGUCAACGUCUUCGUCGCCGCCCUGCUGCCCUACAUCAACUCCUCCGCCACCCCGCGCACCGCCUCCACCGGCGGCAAUAGCACCAGCGACCCCUCCGCCGGCACAUCCGACGACACCAACGACGAGGAGACCCUCAGCACUAUCACGACGGGCGACCGCGUUGGCGCCGCCUUCGUGACGGUCAUUCUGGUCGCCAUGUCGGUCGGGAGUCUGGUGUGGAUGAUCAUGCUGUGACGUGUGGAUGCAGUGGUGGUGAGCGAGGAUGAUACCCUGU